This is a messenger RNA of Budorcas taxicolor (takin), 1098 nucleotides long. RefSeq names its product RAB27A, member RAS oncogene family (gene RAB27A). NCBI's taxonomy places the organism in Eukaryota, Metazoa, Chordata, Mammalia, Artiodactyla, Bovidae. The transcript has 6 exons. Gene Ontology annotation, molecular function: GTP binding; GTPase activity. Gene Ontology annotation, cellular component: melanosome; secretory granule. Gene Ontology annotation, biological process: positive regulation of exocytosis; melanosome transport. The coding region runs from base 91 to 756 and encodes 221 amino acids. The record is from RefSeq and is a predicted model, not a curated record.
GUUGAAGUGUUGGAAACUCCAGUCUCUAAAGUUUUGGGAAAAUCAACCAGGAUUUAUACUUUGUCAAGGUGACCCACUGAGUUCUUCAUUAUGUUUGAUGGAGACUAUGAUUACCUCAUCAAGUUUUUAGCUCUGGGAGACUCGGGAGUAGGGAAGACCAGUGUGCUUUAUCAGUACACAGAUGGUAAAUUUAACUCCAAAUUCAUCACAACAGUCGGCAUUGAUUUCAGGGAAAAGAGAGUGGUGUACAGAGCCAAUGGGCCAGAUGGAGCUGUUGGCAGAGGUCAGAGAAUCCACCUGCAGUUAUGGGACACAGCUGGACAAGAGAGGUUUCGUAGCUUGACAACUGCCUUCUUCAGAGAUGCUAUGGGCUUUCUUCUGCUUUUUGAUCUGACAAAUGAGCAGAGUUUUCUCAAUGUCAGAAACUGGAUAAGUCAGCUGCAAAUGCAUGCUUAUUGUGAAAACCCAGAUAUAGUGUUAUGUGGAAAUAAGAGUGAUCUGGAAGACCAAAGAGUAGUAAAAGAGGAAGAAGCCAGAGGACUUGCAGAGAAAUACGGAGUCCCCUACUUUGAAACUAGUGCUGCCAAUGGGACAAACAUAAACCAGGCAAUUGAGACGCUCCUGGACCUGAUAAUGAAGCGAAUGGAACGGUGUGUGGACAAGUCCUGGAUUCCCGAAGGCGUGGUACGCUCCAACGGUCACACCUCUGCAGAUCAGCUGAAUGAAGAAAAGGAGAAGGGGUCAUGUGGCUGUUGAGGGGGCUAGUGAGCUGAACAGCCAUUCGAGGGGCCCAUGUCUGUGACCUUCCCUAUAGUGAUACAUGACUCAGAGAGGCAAACAGGCCUUGCAUACAAACUGCUUCUCACCAUCCCAAUUAAACCUAUCAGUAAAGCAUCCCGUUUUAAAAUUACUUUGCUGCAGCUUUGUAAAUAUUCUUUAAGAUUCAGCCUGAGAGUUAGGCAAAAUAUCUCACAUAGCCAAAAGUGCCUUAUAAAACAUUAGCCCCAUGGCAGUAGAUCAUUCAAGGAUUCAGGAUUUUGUAGCCACAGAACAGCACAUUUAUGACGUAGAAUGACUGAAGUUAUCAUCCCUGCUUUA